This is a messenger RNA of Ixodes scapularis (black-legged tick), 3064 nucleotides long. Its product is annotated as acyl-CoA synthetase 7-like. The record is from RefSeq and is a predicted model, not a curated record. NCBI's taxonomy places the organism in Eukaryota, Metazoa, Arthropoda, Arachnida, Ixodida, Ixodidae. The coding region runs from base 158 to 826 and encodes 222 amino acids. The transcript is spliced from 6 exons.
GCCGUCCAUCCCAGACGCGGCAUUUACUGCAAGGUGAACACCCCACUAGGUUCGCUUGUUCCUUCGUUAUAGGUUGCGGGAAGCGUUGUAAGAAGGACCAAGCCUUCUCUGAGAGUUCAUUCCUAAAGGAAAAGAAACCAAACAAACACCGCUAAGCAUGGCAGCUCGAAUUGUGAACAAAGUGAUACACUCACCUUUUCCGGAUUUUGACGUUGGAAACAACUGUGCUUCUGAGCUGAUAAAGCAACGCUUGAGUGAACUGUCUAACGAAGUCAUUAUUGUUGACGCCAAUCAAUGCUUAACCGCAUGUCAGAUGUUGGCGAAAAUACGCCGAUACGCUGUGGGUUAUGAACAACACGGUGUGAAACCGGGCUCCAGGGUGUGUGCACAUAUUGGCAACACAAUUGAGAACGUAGCAGCAGCUUUAGGGGUUGUUUUCGCGGGCGGAACCCUAGUUAUGGCAAAAACAACCUGUGUGUCAAGGGAAUUGCUGUAUACGAUUGAAGACAGCCACUGCACGUUCCUUAUAAUCGACGAACAGACCGCACCAAAUGUCAAAGAGUUGAUAAUGCCACCAAGCCUCAAGGAAUUGUUUGCUGUGGGAAGCGUGCCCGGUUUCAUUAACUCUCUCAAAUUUCAAGAACUUUCCGAUGCCUCAUUUAAGCCCCACGUGCCCAUUGACACGGAGCAAGAGGUUGUUGUGGUACUGUAUACGUCAGGAUCAACGGGCCUCCCAAAAGGUGUCGAAAUAUCGCACAGAGCGUAUUGCGCCGCUUUUCUUGCAUUCAGGUACAGUGAUCCAAAUGAAAAAAAGAGCAAUGUUUAAGUUGUGUAAUUUUUGUAGCAUCUUUAUUGGUACAUUUCGGAGUUUGCCUUGUUCAAAGGGCUUCGCGCAAUGGGAAUAUAGAACUUCCAGGAUUCGUGCAUUUUUCAGGCACGUCUUGCGACGAGUAGUACGUUCUGUCUCACGUGUCUCUAGCCGUUCACACCAUGCCCUCUGAGCAAACCAUGACACUGAGCAAUCUCAGUAUUCUCAGCAGCGUCUGCGACGAUCUUGCCCUCGUCGUCCGUUAAAGUCUUGCCGUCGUCCCGGGAAUAAAAAUGGCCAACUCAAAAUAGUUUGUUAGUCAGUGUCUAACACACCGCAGUCAUAUAAACAAAAAAAAAUAAUUACUCCGACAAAGCGAGUGAUGGCGUGGACUACAUUUACUCAAUACGCAGGAAGGAAACAAGAAAACUGGAAGCGUUAAUUAGCACUUCAAAUGCUGACAAAGUCAGUCUGUGAGUUCAUGCAAGUGAAAAGUCAGUGCUGUGAUGGCGGUGCCAGCUGCGCAUUCGCACCACUAGGAGAACUAGCACAUAUAUGGUAAUUUAUCCAUACAUUGCGAGGAUUGAAUCGGAUAUUACAUUGUUGGAAUUAGACGCUUUGGCUAGGGGGUGCAAGCCGUCACCCGAUUCAGAUGGUUCAGCCGUAUCCAUCCAUCCAUCCAUUCAUGCAUUCAAAACGAGUAAAUCAUAUGCUCCGCUUGCGAGCAGAGUAUCGGAACGGUCUCACUUUCUGAGUUCACCUAUUGUGGGAGAAGCGAACAUCGCUCUUGCAGGACACAGAACAGGCGCGAGAUGAGGCGCACUUGUCCGUGCACGGAGUCUUGGGUAAGUUACUUUUAAAAAGCAAUUAGUUACAGGUAGUUUGUCAAAUAUGUAUUUAAGCUACAGUUACUUAAAGAUCGAAGUAACGCGUUACUGUUACAGUUACUUUGUCAUAGCUUCUUAGUUACGUUCAAGAUAAUUUGGUUCCUUUUUAAUAUUUAACAAUGAAGACAUUGAUGAUAACACAAAUUGACUGCGAUUUAUAUUUAUUUCGAACUCGCAGAAAAAUAUAAUUUCACUUUUUGAGAUAUAUAUUAUUACCGUCGCACACUUCAUUGAAUCAAACUGUUUGCUGCUUCGAUACAAGAUGGACUAAAUAAUAAAUUAUUUAGUUAAUGUUGUAAAGUAGCCAGCAAUUGCUUUUCCAAGACCAUUUCACUUUCCCCUUUCAAUGCUGAACAGAUCCCUUGCUAAAGAUGCGUUCAACAGAUGCGAUGGACGGAAUAUUUAGGCGUAAAAUCUUUCCUAAUGGUAAGAAAGUUGUUCAGGCUGGAGAGUACUUUCUAGGCUUCAGUCUUCCAUCGUUCCGUCUGCAUGUCUGGCGGUGGAGUCCACAAAUGAAAGUCGAAAGUCACCCCAAAAUGCUUGCAAAGGUUGGAGGAAGAGGAUCUCGCGGCAGCGUAUACUCUUUUGCAGUGUUUUAAUCGAUCAGUGAAGUAUCGCCACUAUGUUCGACAAAGUCAAAGUGCAGUUCAUAGCCGGGCAGCGGUAAUACCUGCCUUCUGUCAUUCAUGACAACCUCUCAUUUGAGCGGUAACGGUUAAUUACUAUCUAACUAUUUUCCUUCUUUCUUGUGACGUUCUCUCUCUCUCUUCCUCCUUCUUUUAAGAGCUCUCUUAUUCCCCUUUCUCAGCUGACAGGAAAAGUAGAUACCGAUGAGCAGACGUGUCCAUUGCAGUAUUAGCGAGGGGAACAGAAAGCUCAACCAUUUGGAACUGAAUAAAGGGGAAACGACCGUUAGUGUCGAACAAGGUAAAGAAGCGAGUAAAAAAUACGAGACAUCAUCCUGGAACGAGUUCAGGUUUUCUUUAAAAUUUCUUCUAUGCAACGCGCAGAACAAAAGAUUCGACCGUGAAUCACGGGCUCACAGCCCCUGGAAAUAGAAAAAUCGACCAGUAGAAGCAUCGUCUGUGAGCACCGGUCAGACAGUGUCUACUGGCGGCGACUCGCUUUUGCACAGAAAGAAAUCGUCGCGACUGCUGCGGCACCGACGACAGGGGCUCUCGUUCGGUGUUAGUCAAUUCACGGUUAGGUGUGGCAGAAGAGGACACACCUAACUGUCACGCUUGGCAGAAAAGGCGGGUGGUUCGAUGAGGCCGAAAAGGGUAAAUACGGGGCGAAAGAGAGCCACGCACAAAAAUUUUGAAAUAAAGCAAAUGCUAAAUGCGGUAUUCUCCGCGACGAAGAAGGAAAA